Molecule: messenger RNA, 990 nt
Organism: Solanum verrucosum
Lineage: Eukaryota; Viridiplantae; Streptophyta; Magnoliopsida; Solanales; Solanaceae
Product: prohibitin-1, mitochondrial-like
Exons: 5
Coding region: 1-636 (211 amino acids)
Biological process (GO): mitochondrion organization
Cellular component (GO): membrane; mitochondrion
Source: RefSeq, a predicted model, not a curated record
AUGGCCAAUCUCAUUGUUGGGACACACUUCAUGAUUCCUUGGUUUGAAAGACUAGUCAUAUAUGAUGUUCGUGCACGACCCCAUCUUGUGGAGAGCACUUCGAGAAGCCGUGACCUCCAGAUGGUAAAUUUUUCUCUGAAUACUGUAAAAGUUGGUCUUAGGGUGCUCACUCGUCCAGUUUCAGACCAACAACCCACAGUUUACCGAAGUCUUGGUGAAAACUACAAUGAAAGGGUCCUACCUUCAGUUAUUCAUGAAACUUUGAAGGCUGUGGUUGCCCAAUACAAUGCUAGCCAGCUCAUCACCCUGAGAGAGAAUGUUAGCAGAGAAAUAAGGAAGAUUUUGACAGAAAGGGCAGCCAACUUCAACAUUGAUCUUGAUGAUGUAUCCAUAACAUGCCUGGCAUUUGGGAAAGAGUUUACUGCUGCAAUUGAAGCAAAACAGGUGGCUGCUCAAGAAGCUGAGAGGGCAAAAUUUGUUGUGGAAAAAGCUGAGCAAGAUAAGAGAAGUGCUGUUAUCAGAGCUCAGGGAGAAGCUAAGAGUGCUCAGCUGAUUGGUCAAGCUAUUGCUAACAAUCCAGCAUUUAUCACUCUUAGGAAGAUCGAAGCAGCCAGAGAAAUCGCCCAGACUAUUUGAUCACAUGCAGCAAACAAGGUGUACUUGAGUGCCAAUGAUCUGUUGCUUAACCUUCAGGACUUCAACUUGGACACUACAAGAAAGUGACUUGGAUAGCGCAACUGAUUGAUGUUUCAACUUUCAAUAUUUUGUUUUCCUGCUAGCCUACCGCCCCUUUCAUGUUUACAUAAUGACGACUCGAUAGAUGGUUUUCUUAGUUAUUUGAACUCUUGAACAUGGAAACAUUGCAUGAGAAACUAUUGUGAAAGUAAAGACCAGUGUCUGAUCUGACAUGACCAAGCUUUAUCAGUUUUAUAAAUGUAUGCAAUUAGUAUAUUGACAAUCAUGUAAGAUCUGUCUGUUUUAAGCCCCUUA